Messenger RNA from Funneliformis mosseae, 990 nucleotides. Lineage: Eukaryota; Fungi; Glomeromycota; Glomeromycetes; Glomerales; Glomeraceae. The record is from the annotation of a GenBank genome assembly.
AUGGACAAGAACCAACAAAAUAACAAGUCAAAAAUUCCUCAAUUAAGAAUGUCAAAACUACCUAGUAAAGUGCCAGCAACCGGGAGUAUGCCUCAAAUGAAAAGUCGAGAAGUUACUAUGACAGCAAGUACAAAUAACCGUGGUCCACAAAAAGUUACAUCAAAGGCCAGUCAAGAAAAGAAAUCAGCUGCAACAUCAAUAGCUCCUAAAACUUCAAAUGCUACUAGUCGAAGAUGGGCACCUAGUUCUUCUAUAAAGAAUUCAAAUAUAAACAGAACUAUAAAAAAAGUUCGUCGUCCAGAUCCAGUUGCAAAACUUGCAACUAAAAGUAUUACAAUCGCACAAGAAAAGCCGAAACGAACUAUUAAUAAACCUGUGUUAAAACGAGCAAUAGGUAAAAACGUGAUGAUGAACAACGAAAGACUAAGAGUUCCUCAAAAAAAGCUAGUAAUGUCAGCUCCUACCCUUAAAAGAAAGAACGAAGGUGUUCUAGUUGAUCGAAGACGAGAGGUUUUAUCCACGCGUGAACUUAAAGAAUUUAAUAAAAUGCGUGAAAGAUAUGCUCAUUUAAAAGAUGAUAUUGGAGCAGCUGAAAUUACAAAGGCUCUUGCAAUUGCGGGUAGAACUUCACUUGUAUCUGAAAAAGAACGCCUUAAAAGAGAACAUAAUGCACAAUUCGUAAAAGUAUGUCAUCUAGAACAUGUUCUGGCAUGUGAACAAUCAAAGACGACAAGUUUGCUUGACCAAAUCGCUAAGCGCCAAUCAGAUUACUUUUUGAUAACUCGGGAGAAAGAAGAUCUAAUCGUAAACCUAACUAGACUAGAAGAAAAAAACAAUGAAGCAGAUAAAGAACUUGAAGAACUAGAAAAGGACUUAGCUAUUAGUGGCGCAGAACUUGAUGAAGUCAUAGCAAAACUUGACGUGAAACUCCGCGCUAAUGCUGAACUUAAAUCUACUGUGGAUCAAUUGAGGCUUUGCAACCAAUUAUAG